CUGCUGCGCCCCGGUACGGGCAGCUCUGGCGGCGGUCGCCCCGGCGGCUCGGCCGUUAGAGCGGGGCGGCUCCCGCGAGAGGCGGCGCCAUGGGGGUGCACGGCGUCAAGGCGGUGUUCUUCGACUUGGACAACACGCUGGUGGACACGGCGGCGGCGGGGCGGCGCGCCAUCGAGGAGGUGAUAAACGCCCUGCAGUCCAAGCACUGCUACAGCGAGGGGGAGGCCCGCCUCAUCUGCGACAAGGUGCAGGCCAAGCUCCUCAAGGAGUGCCACGACCCCGCCAAGAUGUGCAUCACCGACCUGCGCAUCUCCCACUGGGAGGAGGCCAUCCAGGAGACCACCGGCGGGGAGACAAACCGGCAGCUGGCCGCCGAGUGCUAUUUCUUGUGGAAAACGACCCGGCUCCGGCACCUCACCUUGUCCGAGGAGACGCGGGACAUGCUCAUCGAGUUGAGGAAAGGUCUCCGCUUGCUCCUCCUGACCAACGGCGACAAGCAGACGCAGCGGGAGAAGAUCGAAGCCUGCGGCUGCCAGCCCUACUUCGACGCCAUCGUGGUGGGGGGAGAGCAGAAAGAAGAGAAACCAGCGCCAUCCAUAUUUCAUUACUCUUGCGACCUCCUGGGGGUGCAGCCCGCAGAGUGUGUGAUGGUUGGGGACUCUCUAGACACAGAUAUUCAAGGAGGCCUGAAUGCUGGCUUGAAGGCGACUGUCUGGUUAAACAAAGCAAUGACUACGCCGGUAGAUAUCUCCCCAGUACCUCAUUAUAUUAUUUCUUCUGUUCUGGAUCUGCCAGAAGUUUUACAGAAGAUGGAGCACAAAAUUAAUUCAGAGUUAGGGACUGACCAUACAGCUGGUAGUAAUGACGCACACUGACAGUUCCAGAGAUGGUGACUCGCACUCUUUUAAAAAAAUUGAGCCUAGGAUUUUGAACUCGUGUAUGGUAUGCUUUCCUAAACUGCAGAUGGAUGAGUAAAAGCACAGUUGUCAGUGAAAACGGGAUAGAAACAAUGAAUUAGAUUAAUUUAAAAGAUGCAAGUGCAGUUAGUUUAGAACAACUGCCUCUGUCUGGAAAUUAUUUUGACAGACUGUGGCUGAAGUCUGUCUGUCUCUGACCUACGUCACCAGUCUCUUGUUUUUAUAACAGAGAAGAAAAAUUUGAAUGUUUUGAUCUUUCAGAUGCUUUGCUGACUUGUAAGUUUAGCAGAAACUUCAGCUCAAACCUUGUUUGCAGUGUGUAAAAGAAGAUGAGAAAAAGAGCAUGGUACAGUCUAGUAAAUCUUCACCAUUUAUCUGCAGUUUAUCUCGGGAACUGGAGUGAAUUUUGCUCUUUCUAAAACUAGAAUUUAUUGACAGAAUUUAUCAUGUAUCAGAAAGCAUUAGAAAAUGCUCUACCUUUGAUCUUUUUUUCAAGUUUUCAAGUUUUAGAAUUUUUUUUCAGACUUUGCAGUGACUUUUCUUUCAUGGAAUCUGUACCUCUUGCCUUUAAUGUACCUUAAAUGUACAUUAAAAAUUUGCAUUUGUGUAGGGGACCAUUUAGCAGAGGGACUUGAUGGAUAAGUUUUUACUUUAUAGUAUCUUGGUGCUUAUGCAGCUAUGCAGUAUACUUGUAAUUCAGAUUAUGGUUUUUGUUGGAAUGUAAUGGAUAAAACAGGGAUAUUUUCAAUGGUCUUACUGUACUGUUGGACUCUCUAAAAGCGAAUAUUAUUGUUCUCUCUGAUUUUAUUAGUGGAUCUUAAUCAGAAUUUUUGGAGAAGUUGUUCUUGGUCUUGCUCAGGUGUAUGACUACUCAGAUUCAACUGCAGGAUCAGUGCUUUUUUUGACUGUUUUAAUCGUGCUGCUACACAAUCCCUCCUUACUCCAGUUUCUACAUCUAUUUAAUGUGAUACACUCUGGAGGAAAUAUGAACUAGUUGUUUGUAAAAGGCUUUCAAUACUCUCUUCCAGGAAAUGGGAAAAUUAUGUCAUAUGUAUUACAGUACUGUGUACAAUUUUAUAAAGCAUAUGUGCUAUUUCCACUAGAUGCAGGAGACAACUCUCUUAAAACACUAAGAUUUCUCUUUCCCAGACCAUUAUCUUAAUAAUUUAAUUUAUCUGUACUUCAUACUGUAUAAUGGGAAAGUGUUCACAUAUUAAAUGGAAGUGUAAACACUUGUUGGAAAACCUGUGUUUUUCAAAACCUAGUUGCUAUAUGUACAUUGGGGUGAAUAUAUGACCAUAUCUGAGCAGUCACAUUUUAUAUUUUAGAAUAAAUCCAUGACAAAUCUUUUGAGAACAGGGAUGCUGAGGUGCUGUCAGAAGAGUGUCUGGUAUGUGGGCAGCAAUAAAAGAUCAGCAAAAAGUACAGAAACCUACCAGGAGAUGGGUGUGUAGAAGCAAUCCUAUAUAAAAGAAAGGUUCCUUUGUUUAACUUGACAUGAAUUUAAGUUAAGUCUUGAGUCUUGCAUAGGACUUUGCUUAUGACAGCAUCCAGAGGAGCUGCAGUAUAACUCUGCAGUGUUUGCACAGCAUCAGGGUGAUAGAAUUUAGCUCAGAAUGAGGUUUCUGAUACACCUGAGAUUUAAAAUAACAAAUAGUAAUAAUCCACAAUUCUGUCCGUGGGCUUGAGGGAUAUAUACACACGAGGUUGCCAUAUUUUAAGAUAAGUCAAGGCUCAUGUUCUCUUGCCACUGCAUUAUUCUGAAGUGAGAUGCUGAGCCUGCUUAUUGUGUAAAGGGUCUCUUGUUUUAGAAGAGACUACUCUUUGUUUUGCACGUGGCCAGUCCUUUUCUUAGAUCUAUGAAUCUAUAAAAAACCACUGUGACUGCACACUCAGGUGAUAGUGUGGUCUGUAGACCCCACACCCAAGUAUUUUUUUUUCUAUUGCUGAGUUCUGUACCAGACUGGAUGUGGCUACCAGUGUCCAGAUAGGCCAGUAGCGUUAUGACACUCCUAUAAAACAAGAAGAAAUAAUAGAAGGGAUUUCUCUAUGUAGGGGUCUUCUUAGAAGCAGUUACCCAAUAAGCUGCAUUUGGUAUCUGGAGUAUCUAAAUACUCCAGAUGUUUUUCUUGGGUGGAGUUCUUAUAGAAAGCCUAAUAAAAUUAAUAAAAUAAUAAAAAUAAUUGUAUUUAACAAAAUAGAAACAUAAAUGUAGUGAUGGGAUAAUUUUCACAUCAGAAGCAGAACAGAUCAAUAAACCAGUCUACAUUCAGUUUCAGUUAAGUUCUGGUUUUGCUUAGUGUUAUGCUCUAUUAGUUAAGUUGUCUAGUUUAUAUUGCUGAAACUAAAUAAAAAGAGGAAAAAGAAAUUCCAUCUAUAUUUUUUUAAAACUUUUUUUUUCAGAUAAAUAUUACCUCCAGAGGUUAAUCUACAGUAACAUUGGCUUUAGUGAAAUGAACUGAAAGAAUAGCUUAGCAUCAACUGUAUUUUAAUUCUUGAUUUAAAGUAACCGAUGUACUAGUCUAAUAAAAGUAUUUUGUUUAUAAAACAUUUAUUUUAACGCUCUGUAUUACUGUGGCUAUUUUGUGACCAGGUUUACAAUAAAGGUCAAGAGUUCUGUUUGUUUUUUAAAA
Messenger RNA from Calidris pugnax (ruff), 3550 nucleotides. RefSeq names its product N-acetylneuraminic acid phosphatase (gene NANP). Bases 90 to 875 code for a protein of 261 amino acids. The transcript is spliced from 2 exons. The record is from RefSeq and is a predicted model, not a curated record. Gene Ontology annotation, molecular function: hydrolase activity. NCBI's taxonomy places the organism in Eukaryota, Metazoa, Chordata, Aves, Charadriiformes, Scolopacidae.